UUAGGGAAUCGAGAAACUUCGAGUUAUGAGAGAGAGAGAAGAUGGAGGAGGAGGAUCAGGAAACGAGGCGAAACACAUCAAGAAGAAGAAGAUCAAUCAUCAUCAGCCUCAAAGACAUUCCUCCUUUGGAUCCUUCUUCUAUCCCCCCCACUAACUCCUCUCUGAAGGCAAGGACAAUGAUGGUGCCAGAUAGUGUGCCAAAGCAGAGAUACUACCAAGAGAUGAGUGAGUUGAAGCUUGAAGAAGAUAAUGUCAAAUCUUCCUUCUCUAACAUUCAGAUCGAUCCUAAUAGCACAAGAAGCGUAAGCACGACACAAGAGAAUCAUCCUGUUCCUAAACCAGAAGAUGACGCUAACUCAUUAUCUAAAGAUGAAUCUAAGAAAGGGUCUGCAAAAUCGGUGUUACAUGAAUUAUGUAUUUCCAAGCGAUGGAAACCUCCUGUUUAUGAUUGUUGCAAUGUCCAUGGACCUUGUCAUAUGAGAUUAUUUACAUACAAAGUUGUGGUUGAGAUUAGAGAUUCUUCAGGAACAACAACUGUUUUGGAAUGUUUUGGUGAUCCCAAACACAAUAAGAAAGCUGCUGCUGAGCAUGCAGCUGAAGGAGCUCUCUGGUAUCUUGAUCAUGUAAAGGGGAAAACAUCAUCUACUCCGAUGAAGUAGUAACCUGAGAGUCUAGUAGAGUCUUUCUACAUUUUUCUAAAUAGGGAGGGAUGCUUAACAUAAGAUUACUCUACCUGUCAAUUCGUUGUAGCUCUAUUUUAUAAGAGUUCUAAUGUAAAACCUUAUCAGGUUUGUAAAGGUAAUAAAUAAAACAAGAAUAUCUCAUAACAAAUAAAGCAGCCAACAGCCACUGCUAAUCAAAG
This is a messenger RNA of Eruca vesicaria subsp. sativa (arugula), 862 nucleotides long. The record is from the annotation of a GenBank genome assembly. Lineage: Eukaryota; Viridiplantae; Streptophyta; Magnoliopsida; Brassicales; Brassicaceae.